This is a messenger RNA of Peniophora sp. CBMAI 1063, 900 nucleotides long. NCBI's taxonomy places the organism in Eukaryota, Fungi, Basidiomycota, Agaricomycetes, Russulales, Peniophoraceae. The record is from the annotation of a GenBank genome assembly.
AUGUCUUAUCCGAUCCCACCUAACUACUACCUGACGCCGGGAUGGAUCGUCACUCCUCCCCCGACUGACACGUCAAGCCGCCGCCAUCGGUACUCGUCCUCUUACCCGACACCGGCACCAGCGAGCAUCUUCAUCCCUUCACCGCCAGCCAACACAGUCCCGCUCCCCGGCCUUUCUGGUCCACCCAGUCCUGGUUUAGGCCCUGUCUACCCACACCCUGAUCCUCGAGCCCGCCGCCACUCAUUCGAUGCUUCCCAUGGCAUGUAUCCUCCCUCCAGCCCGUGGCCGUACCCGCCGAGCCCCUACUUGACGCCAUACUCUUCAUACUACAAUUCGCCUCGCGCACUUCCAAACCCGAUGCUGCAUGCACUGCUCGAUGGCACAGGCACUCUCGGCUCUAGUGCGCACGUUGAGGCGGAUUUGAGCGCAUAUCAUCUCGUCCUUCGCCAUCAUCGGCACACUCUUCCCUCUUCCGAUCGUGAUGCGCCCGCGACGAGCCCGGCGCUGGUUCGCCUCCGGAUCAUCUGCGACGCGAUCCCGCAGUGGCCAAUCGACAUUUCCCUUGUCGGCACGACGAUCACGCCGAGCCGUCCUGAGCGCCCGGCGGUGGGAUGCAUCACAGUUGGCGACGUGCUGCAUGCGAUUCACGCGGGCCUGCAAACGCAAAUCACGCACGACGAAUGGGCGCGGCUGACACCUUCGCAGGAGGUCGAGGUCUCACGAGCGUACACGCGCCGGUACAAGGCGUACGCCCCGGCAGAGUUUGAGGUUCGGCGGGGAGGAGUGAGGCGUAUCGACUACCUUGGGAAGAAGUGCUACUUCAAGGGCCUCGUCUGGCUCACACCCGAGAACGGCGUCGAGCGCGCGCGGCUCGUUCUCGACGACCACGCGUCCUCGUGA